Molecule: messenger RNA, 14446 nt
Organism: Amoebophrya sp. A120
Lineage: Eukaryota; Dinophyceae; Syndiniales; Amoebophryaceae
Source: the annotation of a GenBank genome assembly
UUGCAUGACAGCCCGGGGGUGGGGAUGUUUUUACACAGAAUAACUUUUUCUUUUCUGAAGGUUUAGGUGUAAAUGCCUAUACCUACUGUAGAAGGAGUCUAUCUUUGUUGUUACACAUGAAGCACGCUGGGAAACUGAGUCAUAUUGCGGAAGAAGGGCCCCGUCUUUGAAGAGCAAACAAUUUCAAUUUGUAAUCUUGCGAAGAGAUCAAGAUCAUGUGCAAAUACUAAAUCAGAAUGCGUCGUCUCUUGGUCUUGUUGAUUCCGGUGGACAAAUGAUGCAAUUGCAAGCGAAAACUCAAUUGAGAGGGCCCGCGUGCAUGAAUUCUCACACUAGCGGCAUUCGUGCAAGGCGUCGUUACCACUACGCGCGCGCUGUGGUGGGAAGCGUUGGAAGCAGUACAGAUAAGGGUCGAGGGCGACCGGGUUCUGCAAAAAGAAGGUUCACGCACCUUUGUGCUGCAGCUGCAAAUUCCUGUCGGCACCGGAUAGCAGCGAUGCUUUCCCGUAUCCGCUCCCAAGCAGGCGAUUCUUGUGUGGUGGAGCCUGCGAUUAUUGGCUCGUUUCGCUGCCGCGCCACUUACUCUGACACCGCGUUGCAAAUACUGCGCAAAGCGUCGCGGUCGACGCUGUUGCGGUUCCUCGUACCGAACUUGUUAGGGAAACUACAGCAGAGAGCCCUACAACGCUGGGAGCUGGGUGCGGAGCCACUGUUGCGGGUCGACGCGAAUACUUCGGUUCCGGAGCUCAUCAAGCUCUCUACUGCACAGCGGGAGCGCGGACGCAGUGUGCGGAACCACUGGCAUGUGCGGGCCGCUCAGCGGAAGUUGCUGCGGGCGUUGCACCAAGCACAAGAGCAGGCUGCGAGCAGUGAGACACUGACAUUCGCUCGGACAGAUUUGAUUGGACUUGAUCAGGCGGCCCCGUAUACGAACGGCUGCCGCCAAGGGCACGAGUGGGAGGAUGUAGAGGAGUACCUCCGAUUGCAUGAAGGCAGUCGCCUUCGACGCAAGAUUGGCGCGUGGAUAUGGAGGGGGCGGUCCCUGUCCCCUUCGCGGCCGCAACUUGUCCGCGGGCUUCUCCGCGAGGUGCUGCGCGCGUACCUUCUCCGGGAAAGUUAUCGACGCUAUCCCGCGGGAGGUUGCAGCCCCCAGCUUCCUGUCUGCCUUGCGAAAGACACGGUGCAGAUGGUGAUGAUAUCUCGUGUACUAUGGACGUCCCCGCCCUUUAAUACUGGCGUUUAUGCAUGUCCAGAGCCUGUCCAGUGCGCCUACCCGUGGGAGGCAUGGUCGAAUGUAUGUUGUUCCUAAUUUUACAUCCUUGCAACUCUAAUUGUAAUUAACCGCCUAGGCAUAGCUCUCCUGUCAGUACGCAGUCGGAUUACCACACUGGGAACCUGCUACCCCCCGGCGCAAGCCGCCGGGGGUGUGUGUCGUGGUGCAGGGGGCGAGUCCAUUCAGUGCCUGCAGCUGUGCACUAGAAGUUCUGAGGGCAAAUGCAGAAGGAAGGGAUCAACGCCGCCCAGUGGGGAGCCAAAGAUAACGCCACUCCUGGGCCGGCUUCCAGAGCGCCAAAAGGUGGCCAGCUUUGUCAACACAUGCUGGCGGAGCCGGGGCGCCAACAAAGCCGCGCGAGGUCGCAUCUUCGGAAGCUUCGCGCGGCUCGCUGGGCACUUGCUUUGUUCAUCUUGCAAUAAAGACCGCGCCCGCGGCUGCCCGCGUGCGUUGCUUGAUGUUGAGGCCGCCCUAGUUGGCCGCCCUCGCUACGGCAUGGCACCGCGCGCCCUCUGGGGCGCGCAGGGCGGCGCGGGAAAUCAUUUGAAGGACGGAUCAAACGCAUGGCGCCCAUGGCCUGCCAGAUGCGCCCUUCGGGUGUGCUCAUGUUCCGGCGAAGCGACAGGCCCGCAACCGCAGCGACGGUCCGGGGGAGCUUGCGGGAGAGGCUCCGGAAGUAGAGUGGAAGGCCAGAAAAGGGCCCCGCUUGAAUGUUUGCGGGAAGAUUCAGGCUCGCCUGUGUGUUACCUUUGUGAAACCUCGUCCCGGCCCCUACCCUGUUAACUUCACCAAGAGCGCGGCAACAAGUGCGCCGUUAACUACUCGCGCCCGCGAGUUGACCCCCGGGCCGGCCGGCCGGACGGUUAGCUUGCGGCUUGAAUGGUUCCCAAUUUCUCAAUCUGCCCAAGCAGCGAGUUUCUCAAUCGGCUCUGUUUUGGGCUGGUUCAGCAGCUGAGAACCAUACAGGCCGCGAGUUAACCGCCCGGCUGGCCGCCGGAGGGUUAACUCGCGGGCGCGAGAUAACUGUCGGCGCGUUUUCUACCUCACUCCUGUGCACUUUGCCCCGUGCGUGUCAAUUUUAUAGGUUACAUUCCAAGUCACGUUAUCAACGUGGAAUCACGCUAGUCGAAUCACGUUUGCAAUAGAAUCAAGCUAAUGGAGUCAAGUUAUAAUAGUCUGGCUUCAGGGUUUGGGGUCUACGGUUUGGGGUUUGUGGUCGUCGGCCAGGGCAGCCGCCGCCGGCCGGCGCCGCCUCUGUUUUCUCCCUGUUGCGCCAACGCGCCCCCUCGCCCUGCCCGCGCUUGUGGUUAUGUUGUUGCCCCAUUGUGGUUCUCGGUGCUCGCUCCCGCCGUGGCUCCUAGGCCGGGCUGGGUGCGUCAUUCGUUCCGGCGGACCGGUGGGGCCGCCCGGCGUUCGUUUAGGUUGUGGACAUUCGGCAAACGCGACCCCAUGGCCAACGUGAUCCCGCUAGCUGGAUUGCAUUGCGAAACGUGACGCCAGAUUUUGCCUAGCGCGAUCGGGGUGGUUUCCAAUUUUAUGAGAGCCGGCUACGCCCCCCCCCCGUGACAGACAACCGCCGGGGGCGGAUCUCUUCGGUUCGGGGGAGAUGUUCCGGUGCCGAUGGCGGCGGCAAUCGCUGCGCAACAAAAAAGGCCCCCCCAGCGGCCUGCGCUGCUCCGGCCCCCCCGCCAUUCAUUUGAUUUGCUAGCUAGCGGCCCCGCCUGACCCAGGGCGCGCAGGCGAGGAAAGCCGCCGCCCCGGCUUCUUUUAAAUAUCCUGCCCAAUCCGUAGAAUAGAAGAAGGCAGCAAAAGCAACGGGGGGCGCGCAAUUUUGCCGUCAUUCUCGACGCGGGGCGGGCGCGCGCGAGCCAGAUGGGCGGGCCCUCAUUCAAUGCGCCCGAGGAACCCGAGCGCCGGAACGGGGCGGCCGCCCACCCACAAGGCCAUGCGUGGACCGCCUUCCGGCUUCCGCCAUGAAAAAGCGCGCGGGCGGGGAAAUUUCCCUGCGGACAGGCCGGGGCCGGCGCGCUCGGGCCAAUGCCGUCGCCGUUCAGACAGGAAGCCAGCCUCCGGCAGAUUCGGGUAGGUAGAAAAAACCGCAGAGAGUUGCAUUAGUUUCAAAGAUGGGCCAGCUGCUGCGUCGACGGACGAUUUUUCCGGGUGGGUGGCGCCUUCUCUUCUCCGUAUAGCCGCAAGGGCGCCCGGGCUCCUUUUUGGGGGCCCCGCCCCAUGUUUUCAUUCCGUGUUUGAGGGCCUGCAACUUUCGCGCGGCCUGUUUUUGCCCCUUUCGGUUCGCCGUUUGCUUGGUGGGCGCCCCCGGCCUUUUUUCCCCGCCAGGGUGGCAGGUUUUGGGAAUGCGUUGGGCCUUUGGUUUUCCAGCCUGGCGGCUGCUUGUGUGCCCCGCGUCGCCUUCGUGUGUUUGGGCCCCCGGGCUUGUGGCUGAAGCACCUACAGCCGAACAGGCGUGCCGGCGGCGGCGGCUUUCGCAGGUUCGCUCAGCCGGCGUGGCGUGCGUGAUGGGCGCUUAUCAGGUUGCGGCCAAAUUCGCUCGGUUGCUUGCCGGCUUUUGUGCGCGUCUUGGGUGUCUUUCUUCUUGGCCGGGCCCGCGAUAGUCAUGCAUCGGGAAGGUGACUCACUGCGAUAGCCAUUGCGAAGAUAGAAGCGCUCUAAGAGGCAGGCUUGGUUGCGAUUCUUUUGGGCCUUCGCACUCGAGAAAAUCUUCGCACUCGAGAAAAGGAGCGCGAGCGUUUCAUAUUUCCAAACUGCGCCACGAAUUGGGGGCAAACACAGCGCAAAGCAUUACGCAGGGCCCACGCAAGGCAGCGCGGUAAAAGCUGGAAGCCUUCGGGGUGCAGCUGGCCUUCUGCGCCGCAAACGGGGGUGGCCGGCGGGGUUUUUUUCCUUGGGGGGUGACGCUUGCGCCCUGGGUGUUUUGGGCGCAACCGAUUGAAGCCCUGUCGCGCCUGGCCUACUUCCCGGCUGGGAAGUGUUUUCUUUUGAUCCUCAGGCGGCGCCCUGCCGGCGCCGCACUCUGUGCUGCCUUCACUUGGCAGGGCCUUCGGGGACCCGUGUUUUCUCCCGCUCAACUGCCUCAGUCUGUCUCCGCUUUAUGGCCUUCCUGGCGCAGAAGGUGGCGACAAGCGGGGCCCGGAGUUCGCCCAGUUCGGCCGAUUCGUGCGGCCGCGCGCGCCCGCUGCUUGUUCUUUCCCGCCCCCCCUCGUACACCAGCGCGCCGCGCCUUAGCGCGCCACCUUUUGCGCCCGCCCCGUUGCGCGUAGUCUCCAGCAGGCGACGGCCGGCCGGGCCCGCUCCGGAACUUUGGUGGUGGGCGCGGGCCGGGAUUAAAAGCACUAAAAACCUUGGAGCUUUUACUUUGGUUGCCGGGCUCAGGCGUCACGCUCUGGAACUUUGACGGCCGAGAUUAAGGGCCAAGCCUUACAACUCUGGCGGCCGAGACUAUGCCAGGGGCGCAAGAAGCUCGGCGCCCGGGAUUAGGGGCAAAACUUUGAGGCGUUGCCUAUCGAGGUGGAGCAGUUUGCCAAUUCGCAAAGCGAAAGCGGUGGCGUGCGAUUGUUGACAAAAAAGCUGGAACGCCGAACAGGCGGCAAAAGGUUUCGAACCCCAGCACUUUGGAAAUUCGCGAAAGUUCUCAAAGUUCGAAAAGUCUGGCAAAAUUUGAGGCGUGGGCCGGUAAUUUUUUUCCCCCGGCAAGUCGCCGAACUGCCCCCGCUCAGCAGGUGGAGCUGUAUGCGAGGGCGCCGGGACCAGAAAAAUAAAAGGGAGGCGGGGAAGUAGGAUAAAGCUAAGAGAAGCGGCCCUCCUUUAAAAAGCGCGCCUGUUAAUAUGUGUGCCAUUUCCAGCAUUCCCCCCCUGCCGGCUUGGGCCCUGCGCCCUGCCCCGUGCCGCGGGCACCCACCCUUGCGUGCAUGCGGGAGGAGUUCAGGAGGGGGGGGCUGUUCUCUUGUUGGCCAGCGUUCCACUCUGCGGGGCUGCGGGCCUCUUCUCGUGGUCCGCCCGCAAUCCGCGGAGCCGAUGCCGCGGACCAUUGAUUGGCGCCUUGGGGCCCGAAAGUGUCAACGCGCGGCAUUUCCGAAACGUGGCCUGGGGCGGCUGCCUCACGCGUUUGGGAUGUUUGAAAACUCCAGCGAAAGGGACCACUCCAACCCGGGCGCCUCCUUCGAUACAAGCGUAGCCUAGCCAGCGGGCUCCUGCGAUGCAGGGGGGCGCGCUAUCAUGAGUGCUGCGCCCCUCCUCGUCCUCUGCUGGUGUUGGGAAAGGACAGGCUGGCGCGCAGCUUGCUGCGUGUCAGGGCGGGCGAGAAACUAAAACGCGGCUCGCGCCUGCGCUUCUCUAUUCUGAAGCGCGAACGGAGCAGCCCGCAGGGAAGAGGUGCCGGGCUGUCCCGCGUUGGCCUUCCCAAGUUUGGAACCAUUGAGGUGGGCACUUCACCAGCUGGCGCGCAGCCUAGCCUAGGCCCUAGGAAGUAUGGACGCCGUUCAUGUGUGCGCCCCUUCGCUGCGGGAAGAUAAGUCGCAACACGGAGACACAUCAGAGAAGCUUAACCCGGGAGCGCAACCGCGGGAACAGUCCGUCGGGACUUCGCCGCCCGUUUGUAGAGUGGCACGGCCUUGCGCCGAUGCAAAGCAAUGGGUUUCAGAAUAGCACGGAGCGCCGCGGGUUUAUCGUGACUGCUGUUCUUUAAGUUACUCCGCUGACUCCCUAGCGCAUUGGUUUCCGGCGCACUCCCUUCUCCCAGCGCCGAAAGCUAAAAGUCCGGAUUAAGCGAUUGCGCUCCUACAUGGCCAUAAGGACAAGUAGAUGCAAACUGGCGAAGCGCCUCAGCCUCUCUAGGUCUUGCUGUUGGUUUUGGUUCUUAUGCGGCUGGGGUGGAGAUAUUUUUCUACGUAGUAGAUGGAAUUCUGCCAGAUCGCCGAAACUCGCCAGGCCUGCGCACUUGCGCACUCUCGAGUGUUGAUACAGAGCGUGCCUCUUUUCCGUGCUUGUAUGUAUUGCAAAAGCAUUGCGCGGCGCGGAAAGUCUCCGUAAGGCAGGGGGCGAAGCAUUUUCCGGGGCCCGCCAGAGGCCGGGGCAUGUCAUGUCUUUGCAGCGGUGAGCGAUGGGGGCGGGCCUCGCGGGCCCUGCGACUGGUGGACCGCUUCGCCACGGCGUGAUUUGUCCAUUUUCAGCGGCCGAGGCCCGGGUUGCGCUAGAAAGAUCACCAGCAAGGGAAAGCCUGCGCGCUGCGGCCAAUGAAGCUCGCGAAAGAAGUUUGUCCGCGUGCCGAGCGGGCGGGCUCGUGGCGUGGACCUUCUCCCGGGCAGGCGGGCCCCGGGACCUGCGCGCGCGAGAGGUGGGCGAUGGGGGGCAGGAAGGUUAGGCGCUUGCGGCGGCGAUUCUCCAGCCGCGCGCUGCGCCCAGCAAGCCACUACACAAUCAAAAACGCAAGCGAAGAAGCUGGCGACGGAUGGUCGAAGGGGGGCACGCUAAGCACGGGCGGCCGCCAUCGCGGGCGCCCGGGAUGGAAUGCACAGGAUGUGCUCCAGGUAGAGCACGGCGCUGCAGGGGCAGUGCGCAGGCUGGGCGCGAUGGGCGCCCCUGCGCAUCCGCGCCGCGGGGGCGGCCGGUGGUCCAGAACGGAGGCCCAUCGUGGCGAUCAUAUGCAGCGAGGGGCAGGUGGGGUAGUGUGACGGCAGAAAUUGCGGCAAGGAGAUGGGCGCAUCGGGCUCCGCCGAUUUGGGGCGUCCAGGAUGAAAGGGGCGCCGAAAAAGUAUUGCCGGGGAGGAAACAGCGAAGCCACGUCCUCGUGGCCUCGCUCCUCGUUUUGGAUUGGUUUGCGUUUGGGCCUCGCAAAAGUCGCCAGCAAAGCCGGCAAACCCCGGCGCGGGCCGACGCCGAAGGCCAAAGGCCGUGCGCAGUUCGUUGCCAAAAAAAAGCAAAAGGGGCCUGAUUUGGGGCGCCCAAGGGGCCUGCCCUGGUGGAGGCCCGGGCGGGGCCACGGCGGGCGGGGGGGGGCUUUCCUUUCUUUGUAAAGGCCGAAAGCUGUCGCGGGGUUUUGCCCGCGAUUUCUAUAUGUGCGCCAGGACACGCGGAAUAUAAAAAGAGGCCGGUACGCUCUGAGGCCUAAAACGCGAAACACGACGGCAGCACGCAGGACGCUUGUCGUUUUCCGGGAAAUUAAAUGCCGGGAAUCACGUAUAUCGCCCGUGAAACAGGUUGCCCGUUCUCCGGGGGAUCCACCCUCGCCCCCGGGGAUCCGCCCUCGCCCGGGGGAUCCACCCUCGCUCCCGGGGAUCCGCCCUCGCCCGGGGGACCCGCCCGUUCCCCGGGGAUCCGCCCUCGCCCCCGGGGACCCGCCCGCAUCCCGGGGAUCCGCCCUCGCCCGGGGGAUCCGCCGUCGCCUCCGGGGAUCCGCCCGCCCCCGGGGGCUCCGCCCAUUCCCCGGGGGAUACGCCCUUUUCCCCGGCGACCCGCCCUCUUCCCCGGGGAUCUGCCCUCAGCCGGGGGACCCGCCCUCGCCCCCGGGGAUCCGCCCGCCCCGGGGAUCCGCCCAUUCCCCGGGGGAUCCGCCCUCUUCCCCGGGGAUCCGCCCUCUUCCCGGGGGUCCGCCCAUUCUCCGGGGGAUCCGCCCUCUUCCCGGGGAUCCGCCCGCUCUCCGGGGGAUCCGCCCUCUUCCCCGGGGAUCCGCCAACUCUCCGGCGAAUCCGCCCUCCUCCCGGGGAUCCGCCGUCUUCCCGGGGGAUCCGCCCUCUUCCCCGGGGAUCCGCCCUCUUCCCGGGGGUCCGCCCUCUUCCCGGGGGGUCUGCCGGCGCCGCGGGGGAUCCGCCCGUUCCCCGAGGGAUCCACCCUCGCCCCCCGGGGAUCCGCCCUCGCCCGGGGGAUCCGCCCUCGCCCCGGGGGAUCCGCCCAUUCUCCGGGGGAUCCGCCCAUUCCUCGGGGGAUCCGCCCGUUCCUCGAGGGAUCCGGCCGCUCCUCGGGGACCCGCCUCCGCUGCUCGGGAGGAGGCCGGCUCUUCGGGGGGGGGGGCCCGCCCGCUCCGCGGGGGGAGGGGGCCCUCCGCGCGCCGACGGCUCCAUCGGUGCCCCGGGGGAUCCAACCUACUCUGGGGGGUGCUCCUUAGCUCGGGGGAUCCGUCCUCGCCCCGGGGCGUUCGACCCGGGCCCCGGGGAUCUCACCUGGCCCCAAGGGGUCCGAUAUUCGUCCUUGCCCCUCGGACUCAGCCGGCGCCACGGGGUUUCAUUCCCUCCCCAACGGACAUCCGGCCAGCCUCGGGUCGGUGGAUCCGCCCUUGCGCCAGAGGCUCGGCCCUUCGGUUCGCGGACCCUGCCCGUGUGGCCUUGGUGGUGGGCGCCGGCCGGCAAACCGGCGCACAUUUAUUGUGUCGCCGGCAACUGCAUGGGCCGGGGCCGUGGCUUUUGCGUUGCUUGUCAAAAUGGUCCCGGUUUUGGUUGUCAAGUUGUCCUGCUGGUUGUCAGAGCGCUGCUGGGACAACCAGCAGCAGAAACAAGAGGCGUUCGCACAGCAACGCGGUGUCUUGAUCUGGCAACCAAAGCGUGCGCAAGCGCUCGCGAGAGCGCUCUGCGAGAUGCCCAUCCAUCGCAAACGCGGCGCGAAGGCUUUGCCGUUACCAUAUGGGAGGAUGGAACUCGGGGGUAUGCAAUCGCUGGCAAAUCUGGGCAGUGCUAAGUGUGUUUUGCCUUCAGAAAGCGGAUCGGGGGAAAGUUGUGGGAAUUUCAUCGAAAGCAGCCAAAACAGCAAUUAUCAAGUGGGAAAAGGGUAAAAAAGAGCACUUUUGCAGCUCCGCCCGGUCUGAAUCUGAAAAAAGAGAGUGGUAUUGUCGGCUAGGGCCGAUGGUGUGAUGCGUUUUCUAGCGAGAAAUGCGUCGCGUGCAGGCAGCUCCAGCCGCUUGGAAAUUGAAAAAAAAUGCUUAAAAAGUGCUAUGUUUUGCAGCAUACAAGCGGCAGACAAAAUUUACCGAUUUUCUGCAGUCCCCGGAAAGCGCUUGGAGAUUGAAAGUGACAACUUUUGCUGAAAAAGCGAGAGCCGCUUGAAAAUUGCCGCUCUACAGUGGUUUUUCAAAUUGUCACACGGCCCACACCGUCGAGAUUGGACGAAGAAAAACAGCUACUAAGCCUGCGGAGGUGUGUCACACGGGCACGGUUUUCAUCCUCUCUGAGGGUCGCGAGAUGAGAUCUCCUCCCGCUUGAAAAUGCCCGAUCUGGGUGGCCCAAAAGGGCAGCCGGAAAUGAAGAAAAUUGCAUCACUUUUUGAAGUUUGUGCAUUUUACCUGGCCAGCGUAUCCGGAAGCCCCCGAUGACCCACAUACCCUCCUGGCCAGGCGGCCAGUUUGUCAUGCAGGAGGCUAGAAAGGAUGCCCCGCGGCGAAAUAGCAGACCGGAUUUCGCCUUCAAUGCUUAUCGCAGGAGCCUGCGGGCCUCCGCGGGCGACAGUAGUCGUCCGCGGCCCAAUCUAGAAAUUAAACAGAAAUGGCGCUUCUUCUCGUUUGCGGCGAUGUUAGAAGAAGGUUGGUGGGCCUUCGCGCUGGUUAGAUUUUCGCGCAAGCAUUUGGUUACCAAUAUCGCCCUCCGGGCGCGACCUUAAUAGCCGAGAGAAUGCGCGCCGGUUUGCCGAGAUGCCCUGCACUCGAGUACGUUCCAAAAGGCGCGCCGGUUUGCCGCGAUGCUUGCCCUUGGUGCGGCAUCCGAGGGCUUCGGAGGUCUUCGGCGGCCCCUCUGGAGCGCCCUCCUGCCAAAUCGGGGCCGUGCCAUCGGGGGAAGGCCUUCCGAGGCGGCCCAAAUUGGGCCAGAGGACUCGCCAGAGGAUUUUGGAGUCCUCUGAUGAGUCCGCUGGGAAGUCCGCAGCCCAAAUCGGGGCCGUGUCUUCGGGGAGAGCAAGGUCGCCCGUGGCGGUCCAAAUUGGGCCAGAGGACUUGGCAGCGGAUUUUGGAGUCUUCUGAAGAGUCCCCUGGAUGGAAAGUCCUCCGCUCAAAUCGGGGCCGUACCAUCGAGGAAAGGGCGCCCGAGGCGGUCCAAAUUGGGCCAGCGGACUCUUCAGAGGAUUUUGGAGGCCUCUGACGAGUCCGCUGCCUUGAAAGUCCUCCGCUUAAGUCGGGGCCCUGCCAUCGGGGAAAGGCCGCCCGAGGCGGUCCAAAUUGGGCCAGAGGACUCGCCAGAGGAUUUUGGGGCCCCCUGGCGAUUCCUCUGGAAAGUCCUGCGCUCAAAUCGGGGCCGUACCAUCGGGGAAAGGCCAGCCGAGGCGGUCCGAAUUGGGCCAGCGGACUCGCCCGAGGAUUUUGGAGUCCUGUGGCGAGUCCUCUGGAAGGUCCUCCGCUCAAAUCGGGGCCGUACCAUCGGGGAAAGGUCAUCCGAGGCGGUCCAGAUUGGGCCAGCGGACUCGUCAGAGGAUUUUGGAAUCCUCUGGCGGGUCCUCUUGGAAAUCCUCCGCGCAAAUCGGGGCCGUGCCAUUUGGGGAAGGUCGUCCGGGGCGGUCCAAAUUGGGACAGGGGACUCGUCGGAGGAUUUUGGAGUCCUCCGCCCAAAUCGGGGCCGUGCCAUCGUGGAAAGGCCGCGCGUUCGAGGCGGUCCAAAUUGGGCCUGAGGACUUCCGCGGGAAAUGUGCGCCGGUUUGCCGCGCCUCCAAAUGAAUCCGGCGGCAAACGGCGCGGGGCUCUGCCACUUCGGUCGUUUUUGUGUUGUUUUGAAACGCUUCGCCAAAGCGAACGCAACCACGUGUGGACUGCGUCGCCCCAAGAGGCAAAUCGCGUGACAUUUACGAGGCCAACCACGACGGGAGUACUCUCCGGCGGCCGCGCUGGUUUCUGAGGCUACACGAGCGGGGGCGGUUGGUUUUUAGGUCCCACCGCGUGCCAUUCUCGAUAAAAGAGUGCUAGGCGUGGCGGCAUGUUGGCGCACAACAAAACGGCAGCCCUCGGGGCCCGGCGGCCGCAAUGCGUCGGGCGCCUUGACAAGCGAAACCGCUUUGACGUCGCUGUAGUACUGGCAUUGCUUUUUGCUUGGUAGCCUAGAAAAGGCAAAAGGGACGAACUAGCUGCCCCUAUCUGCUAUGCCAUGGGGAAUCACACAUAGGAAAAGCAUUUUAGAGUCCGGAUGGCAAUCUGUAUGAGCGCGAUACUUUUGCACCCAGUAGCUCGGCAAAAUGUGGUCUACACGUUGCAAAAGCACGUGCAGCGUGCCGGAGCUCGCAGCCUUGUGGAGCUGCAGUGUCAGGGGUACUGCCUGUACGAGCGUGACCUGCGUCGCAAAACUGUUGAGGUGCUGGAUUUCUUGCGGCAGCACUUUAUACCCUGGUGGAACCGCCGUUGCCGGGACUUCUCUCUUUCCCAUGAGAUGGACCGUGCCAUUUGUACGAUAGGACCGGCACCGCCGCCGGCAGCAAGAGCAAGAUCUACACACAGAAAGUCGACAUCUUCGUACGAUACCCCACCUGGUGCCCAGGAGAUCGACGAACUUUCUGCGAACUACCGGUAUUUUGCAGCACGCAUUGACGUUUCACAGAGCGUACGCGCAGACCAUUCCGUUUUGUAUUUUGAUGCGAGAUUAGAGGAGCUCAUGGCGGUGCUGGCGCAGCGGUUUCAAUUGGAGUUCACGCUCGACGCGGCGCAGUCGAACGACGGAAAGUUCGUGUAUCAUGUUCGCAGUGCAUUGGGAUCAUUACAACCUCCACCUCCACGGCUGGAACCGGGCCAAGUACGAGCGCGCACUAUUCUUGUGUCUCGGGAUGAGCUGCAGCAACCUGCGCACACUACUGCGACUCACCCUGUGCUUCAAGCACUAGUGCAAGCGGAGGGCGUGUACGAUGUCACAGAGCCUUGCACUCGCGAAGCAGAAGCACGGGAGGACGCCCAACAAGUGAGCGAUGCAGCGAAGCGGCGUGGACCCGUUGUACGGCCGAGAACGAUAUCGGGUAAAGUCGAGCUGUGUGCUAUGGACGCAGGGGGUCCAAGCUGGGGAGGCCUCGGGAUGCCGCACGCACAGACCGUGGCGCCCGGCCACGUGGUGGUGCGAAAUCUGCCGUUUCUCGUCACGGAAGAUCCCGACGGCAACGAGAAGGUGUGCGCCUUGUCGGUGCGCAACUGCGGCACGCUGCUGCAUGAACUCGGUCACGCGAUCCACUUUUUAGCUACGCCGCUGCCGGAGAUCCUGGCCUUGGAGCACGAUAUUGCUGAGUUCCCCUCCACCAUGAUGCAGUUUGUCUUCGAGGAGCCUACUUUUCUCAGAAGCAUCGCACUCAGUGCCCGAUCGCGCCGCAAAGGACUGAAUCCAGAAAGCCUGUCGCACGCAUUCGGCACCGAAUGGGACAAUACACACGUGAGCCAUGCUGCCGCCCCCAAAAAUUAUGCUCAAGAAAUGGCAGUUGAAAUAAAUCCGCGCCUUGUUUUCUUUUUUCCUGCAGUAGCCUGUAAGCUGCGGGCGGCCGCCGUGGAUAGUGGUGCCACAUGGCCAAUCCGGCAUCCCUCGCGAGAAGCUCCGCCCCUGCUGCCCCGAGGAAGUGCAGCGGCUCAGCAGAUAGCCACCUGGCCUGGUCGCUGCUGUAGCCCACGUAGGCCCGGCCGCAGUCGCCAUUAGGGAAAAAUUCUAUGCGCCCCUAACGCGAACCGGCACACCCACAAGGCACAGCUUCGAGCUUUUUGCGCAAGUAUGCAACAGCAAAAAACCCGGCAAAUUGCGAAGCCCACGGCAAAUAGAUCCUGCUCCGGCGAAGGGCGAAAAAAUUCUUGUGGCGUUGAGGUUUGAUUUUAGUAGCGUCGCAGAGCAUUCUACAUCUACGCGCAGAGCCGGCGCCCGUGGUCGCGGGGGGAAGCCGGGCCCGCACCGUGCGGUUUCGCACACAGAGUGAUGCGCUUGUGGCGCCGCCCAACCCCGGCUGUUUGCGCAGCAUUUUGGCGGCAUUAGAACGGCAUUCGCGCGCCAUCUAGAGAAGAUAUCGAAAGCAGCAGGCGGGGAAAAGCGUGAUCCUCCUUAUUGAUUUGCAGCAGAGCGUGGCUUACCUUUCAAGAUCGCGAUGCCCAAGUUGAGUUCUUUGCAGCCUGCAUGGCGAAGGCUUUGCAUGCGAUCGGCAAAGGGCGGAGCUUGCGGCGCCGAUAAAUUGUUAGCGUCGUCGUGUUCGCGGCGCGCCGGCGGCAGUUUCCGCCUAACCUAUCAACACCCGGCGCACUUCCAGAAGCCGGCGGCGGCCGGGGUUUCUCUAAUUAUCUGCCUCGCAGGCUCGGCGGGGUUGUGGCUUAAGGAAGUUCAUCGGCUUCGCGAGAAGUUGCGUCAGCAUAUGAGCGGGCUGGUCAGCCUCAGCUGGCGACAGCCUGCUUUUCCUUGUUGUUUUCUGUCGCCGUCUCCGAUUGCGUCGCAAAUGCGGCACUGCUUGGGCCGUAGUCCGUGUCCAAAUAAGCGAUAGACUACGGGGGCGGGGGCAUAGUUCACCAGUGUAGCCAGGACUUUUUACAACUACCGCAUUUGGCGCGACGCGUACGUCUUCAACGAGAUAUUCGCCACUACAAGGGGCGUGCAUCAGCACGCACAUAGCGAGUCGGAGUUGCGGGGUUUUAUCAACGGCAUUCUGCUAAAAGCGACAAGCCUGUCCUCGUCGAACGACGGAAGAAGUAGUGCGAAACUUGCCGGGAUGAAUCACAAGCACAAUCACCGAGGGCGCGCCGUUGGGGUGUCAGAGAUGGAUAGCUCGAAGCCAAAUGCGAGCGGCAAGAUGUUCGAGCGAUCUGGUUCCACAAGCGGAUUGCACCCACUUCUAUUCCCCGAGGUGGUGGAGAUGUUCUGCGACUCUUCUUACUAUUCCCGGUUGGCCUACAUAUUUCCAAGCGUCCGCGCCCGGCAGCAACUCGCGGGCUCUCGCCAAGAGCUCCAGCACGUGUUCACACGCAACUACUUCGAAUACGGUACACCGCACCACUGGUGCCCAACCAAACGGGAGUUUUUGCAGCACUUUUGCCCGAGCGACGCAAUAAAUCGAGAAAAAGCACUACAAUCGACAUUCUUUAGAAGGACCGCGAAACCGAAAGAGCUCUACGUGCCUGAGAAAGAUGUCAACCGUCAUGAGUUCAAAUUCGGCUGCCGCAGCUCUGUCGCAGAGGCAGGACACUCAGAGAAACCCGCACGAGCUGAAAGUCAUCGACUCGGGUACGAGGGUUGGGAAAGAAGAAGACGCUGA